Fusarium keratoplasticum is the source of this 1653-nucleotide messenger RNA. RefSeq lists its product as uncharacterized. The transcript is spliced from 3 exons. Gene Ontology annotation, biological process: regulation of DNA-templated transcription. The coding region runs from base 1 to 1653 and encodes 550 amino acids. The record is from RefSeq and is a predicted model, not a curated record. Lineage: Eukaryota; Fungi; Ascomycota; Sordariomycetes; Hypocreales; Nectriaceae.
AUGAAGGCCAGGUCCAGCGAGCGCAUUGCUCGGAUCAACGAGCUUGAACUAAAGCAUCAGGGCAAGAGUCACCAGAUGGACUUGACCAACCGCGACGAGCAGGCUCGCCUUCUGAAGCUUCGCCUGUUGACCUUGCGUGACGAGAAUGCAUUGCUCAAGGAUCGACUGGUUCAGCGAGAUGCUAUGGUCAAGCAGCUCAGCAAGCAAAAGGAAGACUCACAUGCCGAGCGAUGUGAGAACAAGAAGAAGAUCGAGGACCGGGAUGUACGACUGAUGAAGCAGGAUAAGGAGCUGGCAGCUCUCCAGAUGGAGAUCGCUUCGCUUAACGACUUCAGGCAAGAAUCAAACAAGAUUUUGCAAGAGAAAUUCGCCCUCAGCCACAAGUUGGAUCAACUUCAACCCGAACUCAACCACCUCAAGCAACAGCUCGAAACCCAUCGCGCCGUUAUCGCCCAGAAGCAGGACCUUGAGCGCCAGGUUAGCUCGCUGGAGGUCGAACUGGAAAACGAGAAGCGAUCGAAGAACCGCCUGCAGUCGAAGAGCCGCGAUGAUGAUCAAUGGAAGGACCAAUUGGAAGAAGCCAAGAGAGAGCUGGAGAAGACCAAGAAGGAACACAGCCGGGAAUUGAGGGAGGUCCGAGGUGAAGUUGAAAGACUCGAGGGCCUCCUUGAGGAGACACGAAGCAAGCGAAAGCAUGCUCAAACAGACCUCAAGAAUACACGAGCCGAACUCGAGGUCUGUCGCGCUGAGCUGGAGGCUGCUCGCAAGGCUGCGCAGAGCAACAAGCCAGCCAAGAAGACGGUUACCAUGAAGGAACCAGGCCGUAAGCGACGUGCCCAAGAUAUGAGUCUCGAGGAUAUCAGCAUCGGAACGCCUGGUCCGGACGAAGCAACGCUCAAGCGACCGUUUAACAAGCGCGGAGCUGAGCACGCCCUGGUUGGAGAAAAGUCGACAUUCUCUAUCACACCAUUUUUGAACCGUACCAAGAACUUUUCAGAUGAGCUCAGCGAGAUCCAAUCACCCACGGGCAAUGCUCCUCUGGCUUCCGAGCCCAUCGUUGACCCUGAGGAGGAUGUCGACGAGGCUGUUGAGCCUGCUCAGGUAGAGCCUGCCGAAGAUGUGAUGGACCUGGGAGGCCAUGCUGGUGUUGCUAGUGAUGCGGAGGACGCCUCGGCCGCCAAGGGACGAAAGCCCAGGGGCAGGCCAAGGAAGGCUCUGGACGACGCACCCACGACCAAGAAGAACAUGCCGGUCACAGCAAGAAAGAACAAGGCAGCGAAGCCUGCCAGCAAGCUAGAGAUGGUAAUGGAGGAGGCGGAGGCUGGAGAACAGGAGAACAAGAUUGUACAGGUGCCGAAGAAGGUGCCGGAGCUGAAGUCGAAGGUGGCUGAGAGCCUCUUCAAGCCAAGUAACGCGGCUGGCCUUGAUGCCGAUGGGCGGAAGAAGAAGCGCAAGAUCCUUGGUGGCUCCAACAAGACGCUCUUUGAUGAGGAGGAUGGGGAGACGACGGUGCCACGACCUGCAAAGAUUCAGCUGGCACCUGGCCGUAGACUCAAGGCGCCGUUGGGGGGUGCGUCAAGCGCAUUUGGUGGUGCGACAUUCUCGCCGUUGAAGCGGGAUAGGCGUGGAGUGGGUGCGAGCUUCUUGCAGUAG